Molecule: messenger RNA, 2544 nt
Organism: Propithecus coquereli (Coquerel's sifaka)
Lineage: Eukaryota; Metazoa; Chordata; Mammalia; Primates; Indriidae
Gene: PLA2G4F
Product: phospholipase A2, group IVF
Exons: 20
Coding region: 1-2544 (847 amino acids)
Biological process (GO): glycerophospholipid catabolic process
Cellular component (GO): cytosol
Molecular function (GO): calcium ion binding; calcium-dependent phospholipid binding
Source: RefSeq, a predicted model, not a curated record
AUGCUCUGGGCACUCUGGCCAAGGUGGCUGGCUGGCAAGGGGCUGCCCCUCCUGGGGGCAGUGCUGCUGUGGAAGAGAGAGAAGAGGGGUCCUCGGUGGCCGCGGCAGGAAACCCACCCAUACUAUGACCUCCAGGUGAAGGUGCUGAGGGCCAGAAAGAUCCGGCGCGCAGACCUGUUGUCCAAAGCCGACUGCUACGUACAACUGUGGCUGCCCACGGCGUCCCCCAGUCCUGCCCAGACAAGAACAGUGGCCAACUGCAGUGACCCCGAGUGGAACGAGACCUUCCACUACCAGAUCCAUGGCGCUGUGAAGAACGUCCUGGAGCUCACCCUCUAUGACAAGGAUGUCCUGGGCAGCGACCAGCUCUCCCUGCUCCUGUUUGACCUGAGGAGCCUCAAGUGUGGCCAACCCCACAGACACACCUUCCCGCUUGACCACCAGGAUUCACAAGAGCUGCAGGUGGAAUUUGUUCUGGAGCAGAGCCAGGUGCCUGCGUCUGAAGUCAUCACCAAUGGGGUCCUGGUGGCUCACCCCUGUCUGAGAGUCCAGGGCACCCUCUGGGGAGAUGGGACGGCCCUGCAUCGAGAGUACGGCUCUAGGCAGCUCCAGCUGGCAGUGCCCGGGGCCUAUGAGAAGCCACAGCUCUUACCCCUGCAGCCUCCUGUGGAGCCAGGCCUCCCACCCACCUUUACCUUCCACGUGAACCCGGUGCUGAGUUCCAGGCUAGAUGUGGAGUUGGGGGAGAAGCUCACGGUUCUGCAGAGUGGCCCGAAUGCGGAGCCAGAGGCUCAGAGCAGCAAGCUGGGCAAGGGAGGCAUCCCGCUGUCCUCUCUGCCCAUAGGCCGGGAGGAGCAGCGCUUCGUGGUCCUAGGGGAGGGCCAGGAGGUGGCUCUGAGUGUGAAGGUGGAAAUGAGCUCUGGGGACCUGGACCUGCGCCUUGGCUUUGACCUCAGUGACGGGGAACAGGAGUUUCUGGACAAGAGGAAGCAGAUUGUGUCCAAGGCCCUGCAGCAGGUGCUCGGAUUAAGUGAGGCUCCAGAGACUGGCCAGGUGCCUGUGGUGGCCGUGUUGGGUUCCGGGGGUGGAACCCGAGCCAUGUCUUCCCUGUACGGCAGCCUGGCAGGGCUGCAGGAGCUCGGCCUGCUGGACACUGUGACCUACCUGAGCGGGGUGUCUGGGUCCACCUGGUGCAUCUCCACACUCUACAAGGACCUGGCCUGGUCCCAGGUGGCCUUGCAGGGCCCCAUUGAGCGUGCCCAGGCUCGGGUUUGCAGCAGUAAGCUGGGGGCAAUGUCCACAGAGCAGCUGCAAUACUACACUCAGGAACUGGGGGUCCGGGAGCGCAGCGGCCAAAGCGUGUCCCUCAUCGACCUCUGGGGCCUCCUCGUGGAGUAUUUCCUGUAUCAGGAGAAAAACCCCACCAAGCUGUCUGACCAGCAGGAGGCAGUCAGCCAGGGUCAGAACCCGUACCCCAUCUAUGCCAGUGUCAACGUCCACACCAACAUCAGUGGGGAAGACUUUGCAGAGUGGUGUGAGUUCACCCCCCACGAGGUCGGCUUUCCCAAGUACGGGGCUUAUGUUCCCACGGAGCUCUUCGGCUCGGAGUUCUUCAUGGGACGACUGCUGCAGCUGCAGCCUGAGCCCCGGAUUUGCUACCUGCAGGGAGUGUGGGGCAGCGCCUUCGCAGCCAGCCUGGACGAGAUCUUCUUGAAGACCUCGGGCUCUGGCCUGGGCUUCCUGGCGUGGCACAGAGGCAGUGUAAACAUCACAGACGACUGCCAGAAGCUCCAGCUGCACGACCCAGCGCGGCUGCGAACGAGGCUCUUCAUGCCCCAGGGCCCCUUCUCCCAGGCCGUGCUGGACCUGUUCACCUCCCGCUUCACUUCCGCCCAGAACUUUAACUUCACCCGGGGCCUCUGUCUGCACAAGGACUACGUGGCUAGCAGAGAGUUCGUGGCCUGGAAAGACACACACCCGGACGCCUUCCCCAACCAGCUGACUCCCAUGCGGGACUGCCUGUACCUGGUGGACGGAGGCUUCGCCAUCAACUCUCCGUUCCCACUGGCUCUGCUGCCCCAGAGAGCGGUGGACCUCAUUCUGUCCUUUGACUACUCCUUGGAAGCCCCUUUUGAGGUCUUACAGAUGACAGAGAAGUACUGCCAGGACCGAGGAAUCCCCUUCCCUCGGAUAGAGGUGGGCCCUGAGGACUUGGAGGAGCCCCGCGAGUGCUAUCUGUUUGCCAAGGCUGAUGACCCCCGCUCGCCCAUUGUGCUACAUUUCCCCCUUGUCAACCGUACCUUUCGAACACACCUGGCCCCAGGUGUGGAGCGGCAAACAGCUGAGGAGAGGGCCUUUGGGGACUUUGUUAUCAACGGGCCAGAUACCCCCUACGGCAUGAUGAACUUCACCUAUGAGCCCCGGGACUUCGAUUGGCUGGUGGCCCUGAGUCGAUACAACGUUCUGAACAACAUGGAGACUGUGAGGCACGCCCUCCAGCUGGCUCUGGACCGGCAUCAGGCUGGGGAGAGGGCUGGGGGCUGA